AACCACCCCAAAAAUCCAUCAUCCUGGGAGUUCUUUCUGAUGAUGCGACUCUGCACAGUUGAGAGGAGAAAUGCUGUAUUUUUAGCCUUAUUUUAUAAUCUGUGAGAGAGCAACCGAUCACUUUUACUGUCUGAGGGAAACAGAUUACUAGGCUGCAGUGAGUUUUUAACUGUUUUGAAGAUGAUCUGGGGUGUGUGCCUGCUUUGUUUAGCUGGGGGUCUAGGAGUUGUCCAUGCAGGUCCACUGAGGAACACUCGAAAGAUGGAAGAUAUGGCUGCACCAGAGGAAGAAAUCAGAGUGCUUAUGUUUGGUGUACUACAGUUCAGUGAAUCUCUGUCAUAUGUAUACGACACCACAGAGGCAAAGGUAGCUAAAAUAUGGCAGACACUGAGGAGCCACGGGGAAACUCUUCAAAAGCUGGGGAGGCAGACCGAGGAGGCGGCGGAGGUGGAGAAGCAGAUGAAGGAAGUGAUACACUUGCUACAGGCCCAGAUGGUCAUGCAGCGGGCUGAGACUAAGAAGACUAACAGUUGGCUGGCUAAUGUGGAGCAGGAAGAGGUGGAGCUGAAGACAAAGGUGGAGAAGAUGGAGAUGCAUCUUAAAAACUCUGUACCCACCAACAUCAAAGAGCUGCAGAAGAGAGCAAACGAGGUGACCGACAUCCUGAAAGGUUUACAUCACUUGACCGAGUUCCACAAAGAGAACAUUGAAACUCAGAAUGAGAAGCUCUCCAAGCUGCUUCAGAUGAGUGACACACUGGUUUGAUUUCACCUCGGGUCUGCCAGACUACACUGAAUCAAACUAGAUCCACGUCAACACUGUGUGACAUCACUGCACUCCUUUCCACUUCUGCAAGAAAUCCACAUUGUUUUAUUGUUACAACUAUUAUAUUAUAAAUGUUAUUUGUUAGUACUCCUGAUUGUGUCACUGUUUUUGUGGCUCUCAGAAAAAAAACAGGAAAACAACUUUUCUUUGUGUCCCUUAUUUGU
Notolabrus celidotus (New Zealand spotty) is the source of this 989-nucleotide messenger RNA. RefSeq lists its product as uncharacterized. Gene Ontology annotation, biological process: triglyceride homeostasis; regulation of lipid metabolic process. The coding region runs from base 181 to 765 and encodes 194 amino acids. The record is from RefSeq and is a predicted model, not a curated record. The transcript has 4 exons. Lineage: Eukaryota; Metazoa; Chordata; Actinopteri; Labriformes; Labridae.